This is a messenger RNA of Lactuca saligna, 929 nucleotides long. Lineage: Eukaryota; Viridiplantae; Streptophyta; Magnoliopsida; Asterales; Asteraceae. The record is from the annotation of a GenBank genome assembly.
UUCAUCUUCCCCUCUCCCCUCUUCAUUAAUUCGAUAACGUCUCUUGCUAUAUAUAUAAGGCCUCAGUUUUUUCUUCUCACAGGAAAAUUCAGAAUCUAUACAUACAAAUUCCUGUAUUUAUACGUAAAUAUAUAUUAUAAAUCUAUAUAUAUACACGAUAUACCCAUCUGUAUAUAUAUACAGACACAUAUCUGUUCUUUUUAGAGAGAGAAAGAGAGAAGGGAAUGAGAACAAGGCGUGGGAUUUCUUAUCCCAAGGUGAAUAACAUAUGUUGUGAGAAGAGAAGAGAAGGGAAUGAGAACAUGAUACACAGCCGGAAAAGGUUCAAGCCGUCGUCGGGGACACCGGUGGUGACUCUUUCCGGCCAGUGUGAUUUUCUUGAUACGCUUCCAGACGACAUCGUUUUGUUUAUACUUGCAAAGCUUGGUGCCACCGCCGGCUGUCCCUCCGAUUUUGUCAGCGUUUUAUCAACAUGCAAAAGGUUAAACGCGUUAGGUGUUCACUCUCUUGUGUUAUCAAAAGCAUCUCCGAAAGCGUUCGCUUUUAAAUCUGAAAACUGGUCGGAAUCUGCUCACCGGUUUCUUAAACAGUGCUCAGAUGCCGGAAAUGUUGAAGCUUGUUACACACUUGGCAUGAUUCGGUUUUACUGUUUGCAAAAUCGAGGAAGCGGAGCGUCUCUAAUGGCUAAGGCGGCGAUUAAUUCUCACGCUCCGGCGUUAUACGCACUUGCUGUGAUUCAGUUCAACGGUAGCGGAGGUUCAAAAACUGACAAGGACUUACGCGCCGGUGUAGCUCUUUGCGCCCGUGCGGCGUUUCUCGGCCACAUCGACGCGCUCCGGGAACUCGGACAUUGUCUCCAAGAGGGUUACGGCGUACGUCAGAACAUUGUCGAAGGGCCGGCGGUUUUUGGUUCAAGCCAACGCCCGUGA